Rhagoletis zephyria (snowberry fruit fly) is the source of this 3617-nucleotide messenger RNA. RefSeq lists its product as uncharacterized. Lineage: Eukaryota; Metazoa; Arthropoda; Insecta; Diptera; Tephritidae. The record is from RefSeq and is a predicted model, not a curated record.
UACUAGCGAAAAAUAUAUGUAUAGAUACUAUCGAUAGUUUUGCAUUUUUAGUAUAAUUAUACCCAUACCUCUUGUUUACAAACAAAAUAUCAAGAUGGAAAAUAAAUUAGAAAGCGCCGCAGUUGCGCCCAUAACUGCAGGUGUGCAAAUAGAUUCAUUAAGCAGUACAGGUUCUUCGAUUUCUACUAGCUCCGCAUCAAUUUCUACAAAGACGGCAUUGAAUGACUGCUCUAUUGCCUGGAUAACUUAUUUAAAUGCGUUAAACAAUUUAUGUACGGCUGGAAGUAAAUUGGGUAGCGCGUUGACGGUGCUCGAGCAGUGUGGACUUUAUGGAGACAAAACUGCUAAAGGAUAUGUCGAAAAAAACUUUUUUCACAAUCACCCAUCUUCAUACUUAUCGCACUACUGGAACGAUUUAGCAAGCUUUGCUAUAUAUCUUCAUUGUAGAGCAACCGCAGUGGCCACGAGCACUGUAAAAGCGCAUAUCACGGCAAUUUUGCAAGACUUCGUUGUAAUCCCCUCCGCUGAUCCGACAUCGAAAUGUGACCUGGAACAAAAACGUAUUCGGGACCACAAUGAACUUAUUAUUAUGGAGAACGCCCAAGCUAUGAUUAAUAUUCAACAUCAGUUCUGUGCUGCAAGUUAUGAUGCCUUUUCGUCUCUAACGUGUUGCUUUGUCUGCCAAUCUCCUGUUGGUUUUCCGCAUGAACCCGACUGCAUGAUGAUAAAACAAAGAUCAAACACUGACCCGCGAUCCCAAACUCCUUCGCCAAACAUGGGAGGAACUUACAAAGCAGAUUCUUCUAGAGGCAAUUCCAUAACGGAUCAGCGGACAUAUGCUCACAGCUCCAUAAAUAGCCAGCAAUUAGAUCAAGCAGGAUAUUCCGUAGAACAAGCUCGUGGACCUUCUCCACUUCAGGAAAUAUUUGAAAAUACGAAAGGACCAUUACCUAAUCCAGGACAUUUGCUGGCAAUGAAGCAUCCGUUUAACAGAGGCGUAAGAUCCCCACUUUAUAUUCCCUUGUUUCCCUUAAACGGCCAGCGUAGGUGGUCUGAAGCCGCUGCUGGAGAGGUAAUAGAUGAAAACUCAACAGAUGUCGAAAGUCAAAUGAGACGAUGGUCAAUGCCUUGGGAAGCAGUUAAAUCCGAUCAGAACACAGUGACUUGGUAUCAGACGCGGAUAAUGCCGAUAAAUAAUAUGAAAGUACUGAACCACAAAACACCGUGCUCUGACAGAAGUGUAUCCAAUACACCUGAUUUAAACUGGCAGUCUUGUGCAGCAAGUCAUGAUGGAUUGACUGAAGCUAUUCAAUUAUUGUCUUGCCGCCCUUCAAAAGUGCAAGCUUUACAAAUUCAAGGAUAUACAGCACAACAUGGUGAUAUACAAAACAUGGACUAAAACCUUCAAAGCUUACAAUGUCAACAAGAAGCAAAUUUACGCGCCAAACGGUAUCGACACCGCAGAACAGUUCUCUCAAUAAAGCUGAAAAAAAGAGCUCGCCACCGUCAUCAUGGCUUGAGCGCAUUGAAGAGCGACUGGACUUGCAGAGAAGGAGCAUUGUAGAAGAGAUAGCUGAGCGGGUAAAAACGUCUGAAGAGCGAGUGAUGCAACGAUUUGGCGAGUUAAGGGCUGAGCUGGCGAACCUUCGAAAGGCGCUGCGAAAAAUUUAAGAACGUGUGACAAAGGCAGAAUUCCAAACGAGGUAAAUGAUUGCCAAAACCUUGCUGUAUCCACUGAUUUUAUCAUCAAUGGUCUCCCCUACGUUGACAACGAGAAUUUGGAAGCUACCUUUGGUAGUCUGUGCCAGAGUUUGGAUUUGCCUGCGCUACAGAUUCGCUCUGCGUUUAGAAUAUCAAAACAGAACAACUCCACUGCUUCAGUGAUUGUGAAGUUGGCGUCUUCAGCCGAUCGCUCCACCCUCUUCAAGUCAGUAGCACGCUUCUGCAAAGAAAAAAAACGGCCACUAAUGCUCCGUGAUAUUGACUCCAACUCAGAUGGGAAAAUACAUAUACACGAGUGCCUUACGGAAAACAACCGCGAGCUAAUGCGCUAUGCAAUGCAGCAACGAAGAGAUAAAAAGCUGGUGGCUGCUUUCUCAGUUCGUGGGAACGUGUAUGUACGCGUUCGCCCUAAGUGCAAAGCCGUGAAGGUAAUUAAUAUGGAGAGCGUCAAAAGUGUUGUUGCUGCAGACACCUGAUAGCGAGUGUUUAUGUAUAGCUGUUAUGUUUACCACAUGUUUAUGUCGUAUGUGCUCUUUUUUCUUCUAUUGCUCAACAUCUUGCAUCUGCUGCUUUCCUCAUAACUACUCUGCGUCUUAUCUUAAGUUAUUCUUUAAUUACCCUUCUCUUGAACUCGUAAUUGUUUUCUUAACUACAUGUCAUGCGUUACUCUGUCUUUUGCCAAUGUCUUGUUCUUAUGCAAACAUACAUACAUGCUGUAUUUGCUUGCUUUUGGUUGUUUCAGUUUUGGUCCAGUUUUGCGAAUUUAAGUAUAGGUCUGUUCGAUAAGUCGGGCUACCGCGUUAAUGAAAAUAAGAAAGUUGUUAUUGACAUUUUGUGUAAACAAAAUGAUGGUCUUAAUGUGGUGCAUUUUAAUGCACUUAGUCUAAGUCGAAACAAACUUGACUUUGCUAGGUACGUCUUAGAAGAGUCUGCGGUGGAUGUAAUUUGCGUUACUGAGACUUGGUUUCAAAGUGACUUUCCUGACUUCAACCUUUCUUUCAAUGGGUUCAAUUUAUUGAGGCAUGACCGCAUGCAUAAAAAAGGGGGAGGAGUUGCAGUGCACUGCAAAAAAAAUCUUAAAUUCAGACUGCUAGCAAAGUCGAAUUAUAGUGAAACUGAAUACAUCUUUGCUAAAAUAUCUGAUGGCGAAAACAAAAUUCUUGUAUCAUGUGUGUACAAUCCUACUAAAAUUGUGUCUUGAUCCAUUUUUUGCUGAACUGUAUGAAUAUGUGUUAGAUUAUGAGCGUAUGGCGUAUAUUGGUUUGUGGAGAUUUUAAUGUAAAUUUACUUGUGAAUGACUCUUAUAGUUGCAAAUUAAUGGAUCAGCUGGCAACAGCAGGACUCUGCGUUGUUAAUGGAUCUAUCCCAACGAGAUAUGCAAAUAAUUCUCCACCUAGUCUCCUAGACUACUUUAUAACCUGUGAUCUCAAGCAUAUCCUUAAAUUUGACCAAGUUUACUUUAUUUCUGACCAUGACUUAAUAUUUUGUACUGUAGAUGUUGUAUUGAAUCGUCCAAGCUUAAGCACUAAAUUUGUUUAUCGUGAUUUUAAAUCAUUAAAUGUAAACUCAUUACAUUCUGACUUGAGUAAAGUAAAUUGGCGUGAGUGUUUUUUUCUUGCCACAGUGGAUAAUAAACUUGACUUCCUAAACAAACACCUGACCAUGUUAUUUGAUGUUCAUGUCCCUCUUCGUUCUGCUAAUGUUAUAAAUUGUUCAUGUCCAUGGUAUACUUCCAAAGUUCAUUCUGCCAUUAAGAAACGAAAUAAAUUGUAUGCAAAGUGGAGAAAAAAUAGUACAGACUUGUCCUGGCGCAGAAGUUAAUAAUGAAACCAACAGUAUAAUAAAGCAAGCAAAGCGCUGGUAUAGCAAUUCUAAACUAGAUACCUCCCUUCCAU